AUGGCGACGAUGCGCCUUGGGGUCGAGGAGACUUUGGGGGCUCUUAAUGCUGCCCUGGGGCCUGGUGGCCCCCUGUGGUUUAAGGAGACGCGCGCUCGCCACCUGCGCGCUCGAGACUUCUUGGCGCCUCGGCGCGCGCUCCAGGCCCGCCUCGGAACGGAGCAGGUACCCGAGCCCGUAGUCAGUGCUGUCACCGGCCUGCAGGGCCCCGGCGUCGCCCCGGUGCUGAGCUGCGCCGCCACGCCCGCGGGUCUGGAGCUCCAGCUGCGGCGGCCGGCUGUCUUUGAGCACGUUCUCAACUCGGUGGCCGCCUACGCCGCGCCCGCCGCGCCUUCCACGCCCGGUCCGCAUGUCGUCCUCCACUGCGAGGCGGUGCGGGGCGCUCCCUGUGCGCUCCGCCUAAGCCAGCUGCGUGCUGUUCUCGUGACCGAUCAUCUGGCACGAGCCCUGCGCGCUCGCGGGGUGAAUGUGCGCCUGGUGCCCGCCGCACGGGAUCCACACAUGCGAACCUUCCUGCAGCAACUGCGAGUGGACUGGCCUGCUGCCUCCGAGCGAGCCGCAACCGAAGCCCUUAGGAGCCGCGCGCUUGCUGAGCUGGCUCCUACCCAAGACGGGGAUGCCCUGACCCCCGGCAUCCUAGGCAGAAUAUGCUUGAAAGAGCUGAUGGAAGUGCAUGGCCUCGCAGCUGGCUAUGAUCCCAAUCUAGACAACUGUCUGGUCACUGAAGACCUUCUUUCUACGUUGGCUGAGCUGCAGAAUGCUGUCAGGAAUUGGUCUGAGGACAGCUCCCCAAGCCUGGCUGGGUCCCCAGAUUCUGGUGCAGACAUCUGUACUGUCGUGCAUGUAGUAAACUGUGAGGAGGAAUUCCAGCAACAAAAGUUAGACCUGCUUUGGUGGAAACUGGAUGAUCAGGCUCCACUCAGACAGAAGCACCUGAUCUGUGGUCCAGUGAAAGUAGCUGAUGGUCCUGGAACCUUGACUGCCCCCCAGUACUAUGAGCUUCGACUUGCCCAGGUACACAAGGCUUCAGCACUCAAACAUGGCAACCAUCUGACACAAGACCCAGCGUGGACAGAGAUCUUUGGGAUUCUUGCCGUGGCAACCAUCAAAUUUGAGAUGCUCAGCACCUCCCCACAGAGUCAGCUCCUCCUAACCGUGGCCGACAGCAACAUAUCUACGAAGGGCACCAAGAGUGGCACUUUUGUCAUGUAUAAUUGUGCCCGUCUCGCCACACUUUUUGAAAGUUAUAAACACAGCGUGCAACAGGGUCUGUACCCCACCUUUCCGUCCGUGAGCAGCCUGGAUUUCUCACUGCUGCAUGAUGAGGGUGAGUGGCUGCUGCUCUUCAAUGGUGUCUUCCCCUUCCCAGACCUGCUGAGCCAGACUGCAGCCCUGGCUCACACGGUCCCGGGGCUCCAUAUCACUGCACGGACAGAGCUGGUGUGCAAGUUCCUGGUGCAGCUCAGCAUGGACUUUAGCUCAUACUAUAACCGCGUACACGUCCUAGGGGAACCACGACCACACCUCUUUGGUCAGAUGUUCGCCCGCCUACAGCUUCUGAGGGCCGUGCGUGAAGUGCUGCACUCAGGUCUGGCCAUGCUGGGCCUCCCUCCACUGAACCACAUCUGA
This is a messenger RNA of Elephantulus edwardii (Cape elephant shrew), 1629 nucleotides long. It is a transcript of the gene DALRD3, whose product is annotated as DALR anticodon binding domain containing 3. The record is from RefSeq and is a predicted model, not a curated record. Bases 1 to 1629 code for a protein of 542 amino acids. Gene Ontology annotation, biological process: tRNA C3-cytosine methylation; arginyl-tRNA aminoacylation. Gene Ontology annotation, molecular function: arginine-tRNA ligase activity; tRNA binding; ATP binding. Lineage: Eukaryota; Metazoa; Chordata; Mammalia; Macroscelidea; Macroscelididae. The transcript has 12 exons.